AUGUGCGUGAAGAAAUGGAAAGAUGAGGAUAGAAAGAAAAACAUCAAAUCCGACUACAAAAAGCUCAAGAAGUACUGCUCAUCGAUCUGUGUUAUCGCACACACUCAGGUUUGUUAAUUUGAAUAAGAAAGUCGGAUUAGAAUGGUUUAUUAUUUUUAGAUGAAAACCGUCAACCGAUGUUAAUAGAAAGUGAACUUGGUCGAAAUCCAAAUCAACAGAGGAACCAUCGCUCAAAGGUCGACUGGACUGGCGAGCUCCCAGAGAAGAAAAUCCAAGUUAGAAGUGUCUUCUUGGUGCUGGUCAGUACAUGGUGAGUGAUUUUCUCGAUAAAAAUACGUAGAUGUGCUGUAGUUAGAAACCUACUCGAAUUUGAGUCAAGUCGUUAAGAAUUUCAACAAACACAAUAAAUUUUUUGAAAACUCAUUUCCACCAUGAGAUAAUCGACCAUCGAAGUCGAGUCUUUGAAAACCCAUCGACUCGACUUUACUAGACAACAAAUAAUUCCAAUAGCAAAAUACUUUGUCUAAUUUGCUUUAUUUCCAGAACUCAAACCUACAUGCUCCACCAACACUCAUCUUUUCGACAUCAAAUCAACUCAAGAUGAAUUGGAAACUACUUCUCUGCCGGACUGA
Molecule: messenger RNA, 632 nt
Organism: Caenorhabditis angaria
Lineage: Eukaryota; Metazoa; Nematoda; Chromadorea; Rhabditida; Rhabditidae
Source: the annotation of a GenBank genome assembly